Messenger RNA from Neurospora hispaniola, 2688 nucleotides. RefSeq lists its product as uncharacterized. Bases 119 to 2608 code for a protein of 829 amino acids. Gene Ontology annotation, molecular function: ATP hydrolysis activity; ATP binding. The transcript is spliced from 5 exons. The record is from RefSeq and is a predicted model, not a curated record. Lineage: Eukaryota; Fungi; Ascomycota; Sordariomycetes; Sordariales; Sordariaceae.
GAACAUUCUUUCUCAAUCGUACCAACGUCGUUGAGUUUUGUCUAAUGAAUUACCCCUAAUUACAGGCACUCUCCGAACCUCCUACCAGACAGCCGGCCCCUUCAUAUUGUCGUUCGCCAUGUCACUGAGCGAUUACAGUGCCAAGGUUCCGCACCACUUCAAGACGAAUACCAACAAUGCUCCGAGUUCGGGAAGUGGCCAUGCUGGAAGCAACCAGACGACAGGCCAUGGAUCGCAGCCUACAGAGCAAGGCCAGGCAGCGAAGAAAGGCCCAUCCAAAGGAUUUGUCGACAUUGUUGAGUAUCACACCGCGGGACUGGGCGGUCGAGUGGUGAAUUUGUACCCGACUUCAAGGUUCAUACCACGCCAGAGUUUGAAGAAGAAGACAAACUACCAGGUUGAAGACCACGCUGUGAUCCUGCGCCGCACAUGGGUAGAGAGAAAUGGCGUCUCAAUCCCUGUAUCCUUUGAUUUGGAGAUUCACUCCGAGCCCCUUUGCGUCGCUUUCCGGAAGAUCGCCACACAAACUUACGAGAGCGCGGACCUCAAGGCAUUCCCCAUCAAGAUCAGCACCCCGUUCAUGGAGUUGUUCUUCUACCGGGAUGAGAUUCGGAACCUCUCUGAGGACAAGAACAUCGAUGAAGAUCUCCGGCGUGAUGCCAAGGCCCUCAGUCAAUUUGUACAUGACCCGGAAUCAGUCAUGGCCAGCAUCCUUCAAGACCAUGACCGAUAUUCGCCAAAGAAGCAGGUUGUUAACGACAUACUUUGGACAAUUUAUCGGCCAAACAGCCUGCUUGUCCUCAACCAGGGCUCGAUCCAGGAAUGCUGGAUUUGCCGCAAUAUAACCGAGAAAAUCACAAAGACAAAAUUGACCUUCUGGGAAAUUACCGGUCUACGAAUUGACUUUGAUGGCAGUUCUCCAGGUCUUACAAAGCAGCGGCUCUACCUUCCAUUGACUGGAAUGCACCCUGUGAAGAUCUCGGGACUAGCACUGGUGCCCGCUGAAAGCUAUCCACAGUGGGAAUCCCUCAAAAGCACAUUGCAAGCGAGGUCACAGAAACUUCAAAGGAUUUUGGGUUCUUCCUUUUCGUCUUUCGCGUGCCAGAGCUACAGUGGGGCUGCGUGGAAGGAGCGUCCAAACCGGUUCGUAGACAUGGAAGGGUGCAACCCUACAAUACAUGACAAACAGAUCGACGAGCGUGUCAUGGUGGACUUCAAGACCUAUGGAGAUGAGCAUUCACUGCCUACUCUGGAAAAGCUGGAACACAACAACGAGAAGCCCAACAAAGGAAGGGAUGCAAGACCUGCAGCGAGGAAUUGGAUGCCCGCCAAGAGGAAUCUGUCACCCAAAGCCAAACGGCGUGGCAACAAUAACAACUCUGGUUCGGAUUCAGACUCUGAUGCCGACAGAACGCUGAAAUAUUCCCGGCAUAUCAUGGCAUUGACGGGUUUGGGGACUUCGAAGCCACAAACGACCGAAACCACAGAGAGGGAAACAGACAUCGAGCCUGAUCUGGAGACGUUGGAAGGUAUUGCAGAAGCUGUUCGGAGAAUUCACCAUGUUCCAGAGGAUGAACUCAUGCUCACAUUCCCGGCUCUGGUUCCUGCAUUUGGUCUCAAAGGUAAAAAGUGGUGGUGGGUUCUCAGCGACCAAGUUCAAAAUGUGGUUUGGAAUAUGGCAGCGUUCGAAUCCCUUCAGCAAGACAAGAUGACGAAGAAGUUGGUGCAAGCAUUGGUCAAGGGACACAAAAGCAAUCCUCAAGUCAUUUUUGACGAUGUGAUCGCUGGAAAAGGCCAGGGGCUUGUCUUCCUUCUUCACGGAAAGCCCGGCCUGGGUAAAACUCUCACAGCUGAGAGUGUAGCAGACUACCUUGAGCGGCCUUUGUAUUCCAUUUCAGGGGGUGAAUUGGGGACCGAAGUCAGUGCUGUCGAGGAACAGCUCGAAAAGAUCUUCAAUUGGGCUAAGCGAUGGAAUGCUGUCACGCUUCUUGACGAAGCCGAUGUUCUCCUAUGCAAGAGAAGCUCCGCCGAAAUGGAUCGCAAUGCUAUCGUCGCCGUAUUUCUCAGGAUGCUUGAAUACUUCCAGGGAGUGCUAUUUCUCACGACCAACAGGAAGCAGGAUUUCGAUGAUGCGUUCAAGUCUCGCAUUCACGUCACUAUCUCAUAUCCCGAGCUGAGCCCGGAAGCAAAGAGCCGGAUCUGGCAGAGCUUGAUCAAUACAAACAAGUCUGUGGAGGUUGACGAGUCGUGGACGAAAGACAUAUACAAUGCGCUGGGCCAACUGAAUCUGAACGUGAAUGGAAGCCCUUCUUUUGUCAUGUCACUCGAGUCCCAACCGAGAUCCAAGUGCAUCACAAUCUACCAGUAUUGGAGUACUGACUAUCGAGAACACGCGAAACAGGGCCGUACAAUCAAGAACAUUCUGAGGACUGCGGUUGCCUAUGCGAACUCGGAGGGGAAGAAACUCGGGGCUCGACAUGUUUUGGCAAUUCUGCGGACAGAGCUGCGGAAUGGCUAUGAAGAUUCGAAAGACGAGGAAGACGAGCUGAGUGACGAGGUGAGUCCUGCGUUGAGAGAGUUACACACUAUUCUGGGAGUUUCUUUUUGAUUUGAUUGAACGAGGAUAAAGGCGGCUUGGUAUCUCUGGAGGGUACCGAAGUUACGGAUAUGAUAGCGAACUUGUUUGUG